Molecule: messenger RNA, 2328 nt
Organism: Lemur catta (Ring-tailed lemur)
Lineage: Eukaryota; Metazoa; Chordata; Mammalia; Primates; Lemuridae
Gene: PHETA2
Product: PH domain containing endocytic trafficking adaptor 2
Exons: 2
Coding region: 455-1234 (259 amino acids)
Biological process (GO): retrograde transport, endosome to Golgi; receptor recycling; endosome organization
Cellular component (GO): recycling endosome; trans-Golgi network; early endosome
Source: RefSeq, a predicted model, not a curated record
GCCACUGCACCCGGCCUCAAGUAAAUUCUUUAAAGUUAUAUUUUGUGUCUCAGCUUCUGCCUUUAGGUAAACAAGAUUCAACUGUGCUGUACACAAAUGAGAGGCCAGUAGAGGCCCGGGUGGGUCAUGGAAACCCUGGAGAUUUGGCCUCAGAGUUGGAGCUGAGAAGCCCCCAGGUUAGGGGAUAAUUGAAACACAGUGUUUUCUAUGGGGUUGGGAUCCAUUUCAGCCCAGCUGGGGCCUGUUUCUUUGAAUUUUAGAAAGCUCUGUCAAGGUCCUGCCAUACCUCCUGGUAUGAUACAAUCACAUUAUCCUUUUCUCUGUGUCCUCUGAUGUCCAGUUUUUUUGCAUGAUCCUCACAACGUCCUUUUGAGAGAAAAGGAAGGAAAGACCAGCCCUUUUCACAGAUGAAGACACUAAGAGCCUCAGGGACACGGCAAUUCUUGUGGGAGCCAUGAAGUUGAAUGAGAGGAGUGUAGCCCACUAUGCACUGAGCGACUCCCCAGCAGACCACACAGGCUUCUUGCGUACUUGGGGGGGGCCAGGGACCCCACCUACCCCCAGUGGCACUGGCCGAAGAUGCUGGUUUGUUCUCAAGGGCAACCUGCUGUUCUCCUUCGAGAGUCGCGAGGGCCGGGCCCCGCUGAGCCUGGUGGUGCUGGAGGGCUGCACAGUGGAGCUGGCUGAAGCCCCAGCACCCGAGGAGUUUGCCUUCGCCAUCUGCUUCGAUGCCCCUGGAGUGCGCCCACACCUGCUGGCGGCAGAUGGACCAGCGGCCCAGGAGGCUUGGGUAAAGGCGCUGUCCCGGGCAAGCUUUGGCUACAUGCGCCUGGUGGUACGAGAGCUGGAGAGCCAGUUGCAGGACGCCCGCCAGAGCCUAGCCUUGCGUCGCCACUCAUCCUGGAAGGCCAUUUCCAGCCGCUGUAAGCCCCAGGCUCCUGACUGUUGGUCUCAGGGCCUGGAGAACGGCCACUCCCUCCCCAGAGACUGCAACCCCGUGGGCUUAGUUGAAGAAGGGGGCAGCAGGUCAGCAGGGCGAGGGUUGGCUGAGUGGGAGUUGCAGGGCCCUGCCAGCCUCCUCCUAGGCAGGGGGCAGAGCCCUGUGUCCCCUGAGACCUCCUGUUUCUCCACCCUGCACAACUGGUAUGGCCAGGAGAUUGUGGAGCUGCGGCAGGGGUGGCAGCAGAGGGCCCGGGGGAGCCAGGCAGGAUGUGAGGAACAGGUUAGGCCCUGAGCCUGGGCCCUUUGAGUUUUGCCCCUGUCCUGCUGGUCAGGACACCAGGGCCAGUGUUUUUUCAGCCUAAUCUGAAAAAGUUAAAUGUUAACUCAUUUCCAAGGUUGCUUUUGGGGGGUGUUUCUCUCCUUGCUUUUCAGGCAUUCUCCAGGUUCCAGAUCCAAACUUGUACCUGCAGGGGACUGAGGAAUCAUUACAUCCAUCCUCUUUAUUUCCUGAGACACAGAGAGGAAAGGUGGCUUGCUCAGAGCCACAGAGCAAGACCCGGGUCUCCUGACUGUGCUGGACUGCCCCUCUCUUAGGGGACGUUAAUGAAACGGAAGAAGUGGGAACUGUUACAUGGCCACAGGUCUUGCUACCUUUGACUCACACACCAGAUUCUAUAGCACCAUUUCCAAUGUGGGGAGUGGUGUGUCAUUUGAAUACGGGAAAUUAGCUGUAGUAUUGGCUUGAGGGGCUGACAUUGUCAGAGAAAGUGGAUUUAUUGUUUCAUGGGGGUUUCUGGGACCCAGCUCUUCCUGACAGGGAUGGGAAGAUUCAGCAUGGGAUCCCCACCCUGCAGUUUGGGUAGGACCUUUUGGAGGGAGAGGGCCUGCAGCCAAUAAAGGGAUUUAUUCUGCUCAGAAAGUGUUGGGGCCCCCAUCCUGUCUCCCUGGCUGCCCUGUCAACAGAUAGUGUUGGGCACUGCCCCAGGAGGGGCUGGUGGCUUUUAUAUGUCAGCAGAAACCCCUGCUGUACUCUGUCCUCAGCAGCCAGCUCCUGGAGCUGCCAAGUGAGAAGCUGAAGAAGAGGUGGGAAGGCAGUGUGCUUCCUGGGGAAAGCCAGUUUGUCACUUUGGUUCUCAGUCCUGGGCAUUCUAGGAGCUUGGACACAGGAUUCGCAGAAUGUUGUGAUAAACUCUUCUCUCUGGGCUCCCAUAAAAGUGUUCCUGUUCCUGAAACUGCUAGUGAGAUCACCUGGGACUUCUUUUCACAGUCCUGCUUGUCAUUCAGGGUGUACUUACCCAAAUUCCUGCCAAGUGCUUUGUUUUUCUUUCUUUCUCUCUCUCUCUCUCUUUUUUUUUUGAGACAGCACUUACCACCAUGGCUGGCUUG